This is a messenger RNA of Amoebophrya sp. A120, 8991 nucleotides long. The record is from the annotation of a GenBank genome assembly. NCBI's taxonomy places the organism in Eukaryota, Dinophyceae, Syndiniales, Amoebophryaceae.
GCUUGUAGUAAAGAUUGCAGCGACAACGCCAACUCUAGGACAUACCACAUCAGAAUGAAUAAAUAAAGUUAAAGUGUAGUACGCAAGUCAUGACUAUACUGUGAUCUUCCGGCCCGCGUGCUGCGAGUCCGACCGCAGUUUUACCUGCGAAACUGAGUUGAGUUGGGUUCUGAAGGAAACACAGAGAAGAAGUAGAAUCGCUUUAAUAAACCAAAUGACCUUCCCCGCACUUUAUUCUCUGUUUCGCCCCCCGUAUCCAUGAAAGCCCCGGCGACGCCAAAAUUUGCGAUUGUCUCUCCGAGUGCUUUGCGGGGGUUCUCAGCUGCGGCAGAACUCGCGCAGGGCCGCUGGUUUCCUGCUUCUCGAUGAUGGUAUCCUCCGGAAGCACGGCCCCCAUGUCCUCCUCGGCGGCGGCGGCGGCCGGGAGCAGUUCUUUCUCCGCUGCAAACAAGAUGAUGACCUUUUACAACGAGUCGGAGGCGCUGAGCAGCACGACCAGCCAAAACCGGCCUGGCUCCAAAAACAUCGACUCGCUGCUGCGGUUCUUCCAGUCAGACUACUUCAAAAGCGAAAUCUUCUACCUGAUGCACUACCUGUACCACGACGAGCGGCCGGGGAUCCAGGACUACUUGGUCAACCAACUGUACGAGAAAUCCGACGUCGAGGUGGAUUUCUACCUCUGUCAACUCGUGCAGAUCUGCAUCACGAGGCUGUCCGCGAAGGAGACCACCAAAUCUGCGCAGUCGCUCUCCAAGUUUCUCGUGUGGAAAGCGAAAUCGUCCGUGCAUUUCGCGUUGAAAAUCCACUGGCUGGCCAUCUUAUCCUCUGCAAAAGUAUUGCGCUCGUACAUUAGCAUGACAAAAAUACUUUCUAUUACCGUGUCUAGCAUGACAAAGUCCUCGCUACACAGGUAAAUUGGUGUUGCGAUUGCCGCUAGUGCGAUACUUUUGUAUUGCAUACAUCUCGGUCUUCGAGGAGCGGGAACAGACCAAAGCUCUGAAAAUCGCCGGAGACACCCUUAUCGAUCAGGUUUGUAGGAUUAGCAUGAAUGUGGAAUGUAGAAUUAGCAUGACAAACCCAAAUGGAAUGUAGAAUUAGCACGACAAAUAAGACAAACUCUACUACUAGGUGGAGCGCGCCGUCGUGAAUGCUCACUUGGACACGUUCAAGAAGGGACCGACUGCUAUUUCACGCAAAAUUGUUGUUGUGCCAGUGCCUGCCAUUCCCAUUGCUGUGUCCGGGCGCAAGUCGAUUUUGUAUCAUGAUCAGCAUGUUGAUGUUUGUAAGUACCUAGAAGUACUACUUGUACUAGAUCUAGAUGAGGGACCGGACGACGGGGGUAGAUCAUAGUGCUCAUACUGUAAGUAUGCCUUUAGGUACGUAUGCAACAUCACGAAUGCGCAUGGAAGGUGGCAACGGCGCAUCAGCUAUAAGUUUUUCCAACCGAUACCACCCUCCUCCAGCGCCACCUCGAUUCGAAAGACUUCCUCCGAAACCCUUUCUGACAACCUUAACGCAGCACCAGGAGCUCCUGCUGCUGGUACUUCUAUCCUCACCUACCUCCGUUCCUUGAAGCGCGACGCGCGAGGCGGGUUUUUAGAGCUGGACGAAGCGGCGCCAAAUGUGUACGCUGGCGACCAACUGUCGGAUAGCAUACCCAGGAUUGAAGAGCAACCCAAGAUUCUCACGGUACUUGAAAAUUUGAUCAAGGGUCUUGUCUGAGGAUAGCAGCACCCCACUUCUUCAUAUUAGUGUGGGUAAAAACCAUGGAAAAUGAAACUGUGAUUUUUGACGAUCAAAAGUUAAUACAACAAGCAUACUAGGAAACCGCUCGUCACUACAUGUCUACCAACAAAAAAAGGUAAACUACUGGAACACGCAAUUGGCUUUUUCGACUUUCCUGCUCUCCCUAUCUGACUACGUGAUUCGGUAUCGUGGAGAAAAUGACUGGUGAUGGAUUUUUCUUUUUGCUGAUUUGUCAUGCCCGCCAGCAACAGGAAGAGGAACAGCAUGCUCAUUGCAGGCAUUAUGAAUGUGUUUUAGUUUUUGCGUAUGUUGUAGUUGACAAAAGCGCCAAAUUGGAAUUUCCAUCCCUUCCCUGUGUUCCCGUUAUACCCGGUGCGAAGACCGCGACUUGGCGAUCCAAAAGCCGCUAAAUCUCCUGAACGUGUGGCUUCUGGAGCGCAGGUGCUUCGUAUGACAGUGCACAACUCCCCCUCGUCCCCCUCAUUUGUCAUGCAAAAUACCGAAUCCAACCUCUGUGUGUUGGCACUGUUUGCAUGACAAGUUCUGGUAGCCCAAAUAGCACUACAAUCCAUUAGAAAUUUGUCAUGCAAAACCGGCACUCUUGCUGAUGCCUGUAUUGCCGCUUAUGCAAUACAAAUGAGGGUGAGGGGCGGGAGUUGUGCACUUUCAUACUUCGCCGCGACGGCGCUAUCGGAGUUUCAAAUGAUCGGACUGCACGUUCCUUUGCACGGCUGGGACACUAGGUUGCAGCUGUUGAAGGUAAGAUAAUGCAUUUAAGUACUUCUAUCCACCAUCGUAUUCGUGGUAUGGCUAAGCCUAAGGUCCUACUUGUUCUUCUCCUUGAGAGGUUCUUCGAAUAAAAAAAGGUAGGGCCGCUCUGUUGAUGUUCUUAAUCUGAAGAGCGAAGGAGCCACAGCCACCAACAUGACGGAGAAAAAAUCAGUAUCAAAAUAGGUCCAUGCCCACGAUUGCCGAGUUUUUUCCACGAAAACCCGCGCUCCUUUUCUGCUCAUUUGCGAGUUUGGCGACUUAGAUGAAGAGCUUGACGACGAGGAGACGAAACUAUGAAAGUGCACAACUCCCCCUCCCCCUCAUUUGUCAUGCAAAAUUUCAAAUCCACCCUUUGCCUGUUAGUACUGUUUGCAAGACAGGUUCCGGAAUCCGCAACAGCACUACAAUCCCCUAGGAAUUUGGCAUGCAAAAGCUGCAUCUUUGCCAGCGCUUGUGUUGCUGUUCAUGCAACACAAAUGAGGGGGAGGGGGGGUUAUGCACUGUCAUAGAAACAGCACAUCAGCGGGCGGGACCUGGUCUACCAGGAGAUGCAGACGCUGUUUGACGACUUCAGUUCGGAUACCAUGGAAAAGCUCUUGCAAAAAAUCUCGUUGCCGGAAUGGGUAGCGAAGGUCUACCAGCGGGAUGACACUCCCGAGGCGGACGAGGUAGAUUACGUUUCCGAUACGGAGCUGGAGAUACUAAAUCCUGGAUUUACUUCUUCCUUCGGAGGAGCCCCCGGUGCGAUGAGCCACGAAUCUUCCACGGAACUACUACAAUUGACCUCCGACGAAGUCGUGGGAGGAGCUGGUACUGCUGCUGCGACGAAGAUGAACCCGCUCGGGGCCCAAGCGGGAACUAGUAAUAUCAAGCCAACAUCGUCCGCGGCGGCGGCGAGUACUACGAGUGGCCCAACUACAUCAGCAGCAGCGACAGCGCAAACGGCUGCGAUGAAGGUGGUUCUUGCCGCUGCGGCGGAGGAGGCGUCGAUCGGGGACGAUAUUUACGAUGAAGAUUUGACGUCCUCGGAGUUGCUGGCACUACAGCAUCAGCCACAGGGGCAGAAUCAAAUAGCCAGCAACGAAGGCGGAGUUACGUCGACUGUUGGCAACAGCACUGACGGUACAAUGCAGGAAGGAGUUGGUGCGAAGUUUGAUGCUGUGGAUACCGCUUUGGGGGAUGAUAAUGCGGGCACUGAAGCUGCACCUCUUCCGGGAGUACAACCAGAGCCAUCCUCUUUAGGAAGUCAACAAGCAAAUGACAUCACAACUGUUCUCCAAGUCGGCACUGCGCCUGCGUCCAGCUCUUCUUCCGUUGUUCCCGUGGCAGCACCGUCUUUGGGAGGCGCAGUCACUGCUAGUAGCGCAGAUGGAGCUGCAGGAGCAAAGACCGCGACAAGCGCCACAGGUACUACAGAACAAGAGACAGGACAAGUAGUAAUGGCCCACACGCUCUCGGCACCCCCUGGGAAAAACGCCGGAGAUAGAAAUGCAGCCGGCGGAGCUCCCAGCGAAGUAGAUCCACCGCAAGGCCAGAACCACGACAGGAUAGGCGGCGUAAAUGCACAAGCGUCCCCCGCUGCGGAUGAUGAAACGUCUCCCAUGGCAGGCGGCGCCAGAAAUAAGAACCUGCAAGGCGGGGGCUCCGCGGCGUCCAAUUCGCUGCCAAGUAAGCCGAGCGGACUUAUGAACAAUAAUAUCGGUGCAACAAGAACUUCUGGUACAACUACAUCAACUAGCAAAAACAUUUUGUCCCCGCAGCAGCAAGACCCGCACUACUUCGAACCACCCCUGCGCGCCUCGAAAUCCCUGCCCGUCAGCUUCGGCAAGGAUCCGGACAAGUUCGACUUUGACUCGGCGUUUUCAUCGGUCUUUCUUGACGAGGCUAACACAACUGGUAGUACCAAUUAUGCCAACACCAUUUCCGGGUGUGGCGAAGCGGAGCUCCGCGCCAUUCGGGCCGGGAUGGCGGUGAGCAACAAUCAGAAUGGCUUUGCGCCGUACAAGAAGCUGCUGCACCGAAAACUGCAAGCGGCCAAGUUUCGCAAGAAAAUCUGGAGCGAGCCCUGGGACAACAAGAAAAAACGCAUCGAACAGACUUCCAAGUACGCAAAGCUGAAGUCCUGGUCUUAUCCUGAUUAAAAACGUCCCCACACCAGAGUCAAGAUGGGAAAUCUGCUAGACAAAUCACACCGCUUUGGUUGCUUGGCAUGACAAGUUUGCCCUCGUAGUGUCAUCCUGUUUGGCUAGCUCAGAAGCAUCACAGAUCUACCAUAGCAUGCUGAUCCUAGCUGCAUCACAAAUCCCAAAACACGAGUAGAAAAUGCUUCUCAUAGGGCUCCGCAUGAGAAACUUUUUUGGCAUGCAGAAUGGCAUGACAACUUUGGGGUGGGGAUGUUUUUACACGGGAUAGGUCUCUGCGGAGCAUUAUAGUGAAAUCCGGCGACGACGUGCGACAGGAAGUGUUAGCCAGCCAGCUGAUAUGCAUUGCAAAACGAUCGUACUAGUAUGAAUUGCAUUACAAGUUUUUAGCUCAGCAUGACAAAUUAAAUUUGUAAUGCGGAUCUACCUUGACACGCACCUAGAUUUUGAUUUUGAUUUGUAAUGCAUAGCUGCUAUUGCUACGAGUACGAUAUUUUUGCGAUUCAUAGCUGAUCUCCCAGUUCAAGUGGAUUUUUGACCAGGCGCCCGGCCUGAACUUGUAGUUUAAUUUAGGGCUGAAGUGAUCUUUAUCUUUUUGUAUCUGUUUCAAAGUCGAGACCGGUUCUUCGUCCCGCUAUUCUCCUGUGUAAAAAGCAAAGACAUCAAGAGCGAUCAUGUGGGUUCAACAUCUGCAAGCCCCGAGAGUGCGCCACCUGUUGUCGAUCGGUGCAAGAACUCGAUACUAGACAGAGUAUGAUGAAACACCAGUAAAACUAAGACUGUAUCUUCGACUCCCUGUGAUUUUAUUUGCUCAGGUACCUCCGCCCGAUCGAGGUUCUGAUUACCGGCGCGCGCUCGGGGUUCAUUGAGAUGGUGCCGGACUCCAUUUCGAUUGACCGGCUCAAGCGGAAAUUCCCGGACAAGUCACUGUCCGAAGUCUUCAACACGUAUGAAAGCCUCAGGUUGGAAAUCCUCAAAGCGGAAAUAGUUUGUAAUGCAAAAAACCAGUCCAGUUGAAGCGCCACUUUUAGGCGGCGCAUGACAAAUUUCCCGGGCACUCAAAGCAUGUCUGUCAUGCUGGUUAAGGCAAAAGGGUGCCCUUCUCUCGUGCUAAUCAGCACUACAAUUCUUCCCCCGUAGAAGGACAACAGUCGGCCUCCAUUGCGUCCGCUGCAAUACAGUCUUUUUUGCGUCGCAUUUCAUGCAUCACAAAUUAUUUCCAUUUUGAGGAUUUCCAUUCUGAGGCCUUCAUAACACGGCUUUCGGCGACCGGCUGCUGCAGGCCAAGCGGGCCUUCACCGAGUCGACGGCGGCCUAUUCGUUGGUGUGCUACUUUCUGCAGGUUCGGGACCGGCACAACGGGAACAUGCUGCUCGACCGCACUAUGGAACUGUCAGGAUCGAAAUUGACAGAGUUGAAAUAGCCUGUGAUGCAUAAAAUGCAACGUAAAAAUUGCCACUAUUGCAGAGGACGCAAGGGAUGCAGAUUGUAAGCCUGUUGGGGGGGUAGAAAUUGAGCUACUAAAGUAGCAUGACAAAAGGCGUCGUCCUUACCCAAACAGCAUUACAAACUGGAUUUCAGUUCUACGCAAAAUUGUCAUGCGCCACUUGAAAACUAGGCGCCAACGGGGAUCCGUUUUAUGCAUCGCAAACUAUUUCAACUUUGACGAUUUCGAUCCUGACACUUCCAUACGCAACGGACACAUCAUCCACAUCGAUUUCGGUUUCAUGCUGAGCAAUUCCCCGGGCAACAUCGCGUUCGAAACCUCGCCGUUCAAACUGACGCAGGAAUUCCUGGACAUUAUGGACGGGGAAGAAUCCGAGCAGUACCAGUACUUUUGUACGCUCCUGAUUCGUAUGCAUUGCAAAUAUGUCUGGGUCUGGAAGAAUGCGAGGCUUGCCAUGCUCGGCUAGCAUAGCUCUCAAGUCUGUUAUGCACGUAGUUUCCCAAGACAGUCUCGCUUUUCUGUCAUGCGGAAAGAACGCAAUUUGUCAUGCGGAAUAGACCACUACACCUACCGACGGAGAGUUUUGUCAUGCUGGGCUGGCAAUUGCGGCACCCUCAUGAUUCGCCAAGAACCCGCAUCACAAGUUUGUUCCAGACCCAGACAUAUUUGCAGUUGAUAACUCGCGGCUUUCUGGAGGCGCGGCGGCACAUCGAGCGCAUUUCCACCCUGAUCCAGUCCUUGGCGAACAGUAACCUGCCGUUAUCAGAGUGAAAAAUGCCCCCACGACCCCGAAAGUUUGAAUAAUUUGUGAUGCGAAGUUUCCAAAUGAGAACCUUUUGUCAUGCAUGAAAGGACUACGAAUCUUCCUCUUCGUCUUCCUGAUGCAGAGGCUAGUCGUAUAGAGCAUCCUCGCUUGCAUGAUGCGCGCCGCUCUUGCUGGGAUCUUUUGCAGUGCAAAUUUUUGCUAUUCACGAUUGAAAAUCUGUGAUGCUGAUACAUGCAAGACGGCGAGCGUUUCCAUUGGAAAGCCUUGCAAUACAAAUGCUCCCAAGUAGUUCCGGGGUGGGGACGUUUUUCCUCACAAUAACCGUGCUUCAGCGGAAAGCCGUGCUCGUUGAUCAUCACGGAGCUGGAAGAAAGGUUUUUCCGUGGCAUUCCCGACGACGCCUGCAUCGAACAAAUUCAUCUAUGAAUUGCAAGAAAAGUAUCGCACUCGUCGUACAAAUGCAUAUACAAACAACGUCCCCAGCGUGAGAAAUUAAAUUUGUAAUGCGGUUUACCUCAAGAAAAUAAAUGAAAAAGACUUCGUAAGAAUGUAUGACUGCAAUUACUACGAGUGCUGCGAAACUUUUGCGGUUCAUAUCAUCACUUAAUCGACAACUCCGUGAACAACUGGCGCACAAUACCAAAAAGAAAAAUCCCCCUCCCCAUAUCGAAAAGGACAUCUGUGAUGCUGGAUUUGCGUACACAAAUCAGAUGCGUCUUGCAGUAGAGGACUGCACGCAGAUCGCGAGGCUAGAGAGGGACCUUUUUGGUGUAGGCGCCUAGCAUGGUAGACGGCUGCCCUGUAGUCCUUCCAGCAUUACAAAGCGCCCGCAUUAUAGUGUGGCAGAGAGCCCGGCGCUGCCUUCUAGCAAGACAGACAGGAUUUGUGGCCACAGAUCUGCGUCACAAAUUUCCAGCAGACAGCACGUUUUCAAUAUGAGGACGGGGGAUUUUUCCUCGCAAUACACCAGGCAGUACGACAACUACCAGCGCAUCACGAACGGGAUUUUGUGACAAAGAAGGAGAAGUACUAUAACCGGUUGCUGAGGAUGGAAAACAAAUCAGCGUAGUGGUCCUCCCUGAAGAUCCUCCUGAUGAUCACAGCCAGUGCCGUUAGAUGACUUCUUAAUCCACUUUCAGCAGCAUUUUUGGGUCUUCUUGCCGUGGAGUAGAAGUUGUACCGUCUGGAGGAUCCUUCUUCGAUCUACUUCGAUCAAGAGCUGCAACUACCCCGGCUGGGACGACGCUCCUGCACCAAGCCAUCGUACGAGGUAAAGGACGAGCUCUUCAUCCUCGGUGGAGCAGGACGAGUUGCCACAGACAAGCUACUAGCACCAAAUGAAACACAAAUAUUAAGUAGAAGACGGCCAUGAUGCUGGGAAUUAUAAACAAGCUACUUUGAAUAUCCUGUGCAAAAGUAUCGUACUCGUAGUAAUCGCAGUCAGCACUGCAAAUCUUUUUCUUAAGGGAAACCCGCACUACAAAUUUUAUUCGUCAUGCUGAGGGAAUUUGUCAUGCGAUUUAUACUUAGUACGAUGCUUUUGCAUUUCAUAUUGAAAAUACUUGUUAGUACCAAGGAGUAAACCAAGUAGAACCCGGCGUCGGCAGGAGUGCAUCGUCGAUCCUGGGCAUCAAUACCUACAGACUGUUUUCCAAGAUUUUCGCCGGAGAAACUUUUUCAAAGAAUGUGUGAGGUUUGCACCGCAAAGGAGUGUGAAAAACAAAUACGUAAUGAACCGAGCUCGAGCUAAAAAUUACAUGGUGCAAGAACUUGUACGACUUGGGGAAAUAUGCGUCCUUUUUUUCUUGAUUCGGAAAUUUGAAGUUAUCGAUUAAUCGAUUUUUUAGGAUGUUGCCAGGCUUGGAGGUCGUGACCAGCAAGAACCACUAGAACAGAUAGUGAUAGAAGAAACUACGAAUUAUUUUUCAAAGGCACCACGAGUAGAUAUCAUACUGCGGAAAUAAUUUUUCCGAUUUAGGUCAGUGUCCUGUCAGUCGAUUGAUGAGGAGAUGAAGACGACAGUCAGAACAAGGGGCGACACGAGAAGAUAAAGUUCAAGGUCUGGUGGCUACUAACUAGGAGGUCGGUCCUCUCGCGUUCUACUUCAUGAUUGACGUUAU